Messenger RNA from Mangifera indica (mango), 2038 nucleotides. RefSeq names its product ankyrin repeat-containing protein At5g02620-like. Gene Ontology annotation, molecular function: protein binding. The coding region runs from base 59 to 1948 and encodes 629 amino acids. The record is from RefSeq and is a predicted model, not a curated record. The transcript is spliced from 7 exons. Lineage: Eukaryota; Viridiplantae; Streptophyta; Magnoliopsida; Sapindales; Anacardiaceae.
GAGAGUACUCUCAACACUUGCACUUAUAACUUUCUUUCAAAAUUUUCUUAACCCAAGGAUGUCGAAUCUUGAAGUGAAGAUUAACGUCGAUCCAAAGAAUGAGUUACAUGAGAAGAAAGAGGAGCCUCCGAUAUCUUCUCCGCAACAGGUGCCUGAUAAUACAGCAGCUGCAGGAAAUGGUUCGAAUGAAGAAAAAGAUAAGAAUAGGAAAUCACCUCCUCCUCAAGACCAGGAUAAUGAUAAGAACAUACAUGAAAAACUGCGUAAGGCUGCAUUCGGGAAUGAGUGGUUCACAGCUUAUUGGGAGAUUUUUGGGGGAGAUGGAAAAAAAAUUUUGAAAUAUGCAACUGCUAGUUUAACAGAUCAGGAUGACAACGCUCUCCACAUCGCAGUUGAAGCAGGUUCUUCUAUGUUCAUUCAUUUUCUGCUAAAUAAUAUGACCGAGAAAGAUUUGGAAAUGCGAAAUUCCCACAAGAAUACUGCUUUUUUUCUUGCCGCUAAACAUGGAAGGCUUAAGUGUGCUAAGCAGAUGUUAGAUAAAAACAAAGAGUUGCUAGUUUUCCGUGGAGAAGCUGACUUACUACCAAUUCAGAUAGCAGCUCAGCGAGGCCGCAAAAAGAUGGUGAAAUUCCUUUAUAGGGUACAUGAGGGCACUGAGUUGACAAGAUUAAAUCAAGAGGAUUGCGAGAAAUUGCUUCCCAAUCUAAUUUGUAGAGCUGAUUUGAUUGAUGUUACGUGGAAAGUGUUAGAGAAAAACGAAGGUAUAGUUACCAAAAAUAUGGCAAAUGGGAGGAGAGGAGAGGAAACAUUUUUGCAUGUCUUGGCUCAAACAAAUUUGAUGUCUUCUAAGUUGUCCAAUCAAAAUAAAGGAGGACUUUUCCAGAGAUUCUUCGACAAAUUUUCCCACAAAAACAAGUUUCCCCAUGAAAAACUGCCCAAGGAAGCGCUGGAUCUACUCAAACACCUUUUGGAGAAAAUAAAUACUCAAGACCAUUGGAUGUAUGGAGUAAUAGAACGCGCUGUCAAACACGAAAACGUUGCAUUUUUAAGCUUGAUUAUUUGUAAAUAUUCUCAGUUGAUGAAUUGCACAGAGGAGGAUGGAAAAACAGCGGGCUUAAUAUUUUCCAAUGCUAUUUCAAAGCGUCAGAAGGAUAUCUUCCAACUGCGAGAGAGUUUGAAUCCACUAUGUGAGAGACAAGUAAUUGACUACAAAGAUUGUCAUCAAAACAACAUCUUGCAUUUGGCUGGAAAGUUGAGCCCACCUGAACAGCUCGAUGCUAUUUCCGGAGUAGCUCUACAGCUACAGGAAGAGUUGAAGUGGUUUGAGGAAGUGAGUAUCAUGGCGGAUGCAUCGAAAGCUCAUGAGAAAAAUAAAGAUGGAAAAACCCCAAAAGCGUUAUUUGAUGAGGAGCACAAAAAAUUGAAGGAAAGCGGCGAGCAAUGGAUGAAGGACACUGCAAAUUCAUGUAUGAUUGUGGCAGCACUUAUUGCCACUGUGGUUUUUACUGCAGCUUUCACGGUACCUGGUGGCACCAAUGAAGAGUCGGGAAUGCCUCGUUUUUCCAAUCAACUUUCCUUCAGAAUUUUCGUAUUUGCAGACGCAACAUCUCUGGUAUUAUCCGUUUACUCCCUUUUAAUCUUCUUAGAUAUUCACACUUCCCGAUAUGCAUAUAACGAUUUUCUUCUGGAGUUACCUAAGAAGUUGGUGGUUGGACUGUUGACCCUUUUGCUAUCAAUAGCAGCAAUGAUGGUGGUGUUUUGCACAAGUAUUUUCUUUGUCAUUGAAGUUGAUAAUAUUUGGGUUCGUAUUCUGCUUAGUGUGAGCGCUUUUUUUCCAGUCUUGCACUUCGCCAAGAUGAAGAGAGAACUCUUGUUCGAUGUAGUGCAUAAAACCUCUGAAAUAAAUUCUAUUUUGAAGGAAGGGAAAAGAAUGAAAGGGAAACACUGAGUGCGGGAAAUGUAAGUCAUGUAACCUAGACGGGAAUGUGUGCAUGUUCCUUAAGACGAUUAUAUUUAUUAAUGAAAAAAUAACUUUUCA